AGGGAGGGGAGGGGUGUGUGAGGACUUGAAAGCGCCGUCCAACACGUGAGGCUCAUGUGACGGAGCGGAGUCAGUGUCUCUUGUGGAGAGACGUGCCUGUAGUCACAGGGUUUAUUUAACACGUAGUCAGAAACCCACCCAGCUCUCACACUUGUUCCAGCCGGGCGUGGAGCUUCGAUCACAGACACACACACUCACACAGCAGCGGAGUCCGGACCUGAGGUGACAGCGCUGCGCGGCUCCCAACAACUCCAGCUCCGAGCGGGAACUCACCGACACGCACACACACACACAGGCUCUGGAUAACGGGAGAUACUUUUUGGAUUUUCGUGGCUGCAUUUGAAGGCUUUUUGAAGUCAUUCGGGGUUUGCAGUAAAACGACAUGGAGAGGAUUACGAGUGCGCAACCACCUCCCUGUGUACCCAAACACCCAUCACUGGAUAUAGCUGACAUGCCAGGAAUGGACUUUCCCAUCUAUGUAUACAAACCCAGGAGGGGCAUGAAGCGCGUGGAUGAGAGCAAGGAGACCUACAAGCUGCCACACCGACUGAUCGAAAAGAAAAGACGGGACAGAAUCAACGAAUGCAUCGCCCAACUGAAGGAUUUGUUGCCUGAACAUCUGAAGCUCACGACGCUGGGUCAUUUGGAGAAAGCCGUGGUCCUGGAGCUCACUCUCAAGCAUGUGAAAGCCCUGAGUACCCUCCUGGACCAGCAGCAGCAGAAAAUCAUGGCGCUGCAAAAGGACCUGCAAAUUAGUGAUCAUGGAGGUGAUGGUGCAGAGAACAGCGAGGAGAUGUUUCGCUCUGGGUUUCACUUGUGUGCAAAAGAGGUCCUGCACUAUCUGGCCAACCAAGAAAGCAGCAGGGACCUGACCGCUUCCCAUGUCAUCGGCCACAUCCAAAAAGUAGCAGCCGAAGUCCUGCAGCAUCAAAGCAGCCUGCAUCCAGAGGAGUCUGUCCCUCAAGCUACAGUGAAGGUGAAGCAAUCUGCAGGACAGCCCCCGCGGGCCUCCGAGGGCACCGCCAAGAACUGUGUUCCUGUCAUUCAGAGGACUUACCCCCACGGGACAGGGGAGCAAAGUGGAAGUGACACAGACACAGACAGCGGGUACGGGGGAGAGCGCGACCCCAAAGCCCAGUGGUCAGAAAGCCACGCGAGAGAGGGGGGACUCAAGCACGCUUCAUCUGAAUGUACGACCGGUGUCAUCAAGCAGGAGGGUGACGAGCCACAUGCCAAGAAGUCAAGGUCUGAUUCGACAGAGGACGAGAUCCCCGCCGGUCACACGGCAGGAGUCCCCGGCAGCUACAUGAGCUUCUCACCCAACCAGCCCCCGUUUUGCCUCCCCUUCUACCUCAUACCCCCAGCAGCUGCUGCAGCCGCAGCGUAUCUGCCCAUGCUGGAGAAAUGCUGGUACACAGGGGGCAUGCCGGUCAUGUACCCAGGCAUGAAUGUCUCCUCAGUGAGCCUACCCCUAGAAACACUUCCCUCAUCCUUGGUGAUGUCCUCAAGGGGAGGGUCUCCGGUCCCACACCACGCCGCCAUGGACUCCCCUGCUCUUCACAAAGCUUUAAAGCAGGUCCCUCCUUUGAACUUGGAAACCAAAGACUAAACAGAAGUCUUUCUGUUGGAACCUUGCCCUUCAAAUGUGGAACGGGGUUAAAUAGUCGGCUCAACUGAGAAGACUCUGAACUGGUUUCCCUUCAAACCACCGCUGUUGUUUGGCCCAUCAGAACACUGACCCCAGCAAAGAGCCCCAACUGGAAACCACCAUAUAUCAUCAGCUUCUCACACAUUCAAACAGGAUCUCUGGGGGCAACCUGCAGUGUCCAUGCAGAGGCUCGUAUAUUACCUGCUGCACGGCUCUGAAACACUGUGAACGUGAUCAGAUUAAAGCGUUUUUCUUUUUCCUGUUUCUAGCAAGGUUCGCCUUCUCCACGCACAUUGUUGAAUGUCAGAGGUAAACCCAGCGUGUAGGACACAGAUACACCAACCCCCUCCCAAAGAAACAUAUAUUUUAUUUGGACCUACUUUUUUACACACACAGCAGUCUGUAAUGAAUGUAAAGAUUGAACAAAAGCCCCAUGUAGAUGCUGCUUAAAUACCUGCUGUAGGUCUGUGAAUGGAGGAUCUACCCUCAGUGUUUUUCACUUCUGUAACUGCAACGAACCAUUGUUUAGACUAGAAUGUUACCAAAAAAAAAAAAGGAUGUCAACUAGACACGUCACACGAGAAGACUUCACUUCUCUCACCCUUAAAUUACCUUGGAGCUAAAUGAACACAAGUGUUCACGAUGUUCAAAGAAUGUCCAGGGCGUUGUUGGCGUGCAGGGCGUGUCACUCAUGUCUGUUGACGAUGCGGCCGUAUGUGCUUUUUUUAUGAUUUAAUCUGUGAGUCACGACUAUUUGUGCAUCUAGAUGGAUGUCCUGUGAAGUAAUGUCUUGUAAUAUGUUGUUGUUGUUUAUACUACUCAUACAUCUCUAUUUUUGAUACGUGACCCGCUGAGUGUAUCCGCAUUGCGAGAGGAAGGUGGAGGCAGUCUCUUUGCUGUACACGGCAACAGAACGUGUACAGUGUUUAGCGUAUGUGCGUCAUUGCCCGUAAAUUCCCAGUCAAGUUAAGGCCUGACCUUCUAGCUCAUGCUGUUGCCUUUACUCGUUUAAUGCAGACACAACGACAACAGGUGUUUGAACUGUAUUUGCUUUAAAUGUUGUGUCUGUGGCAAAGAGAGUGAAUGUAAAGUUCAAACUAAAAUAAUAGUUUUGUAUAGAUAGAGGUAUUUGGGAUUUAUUUUGAAAAAUGUAACACAAGGUUGUUUGUUGUACAUAUUUUGUAUAUAAAGUAUUAUUGAUAAAUAUUAAAAUAUUAAUAAAGCUUUUUUUCCCCCUC
This is a messenger RNA of Hippoglossus stenolepis (Pacific halibut), 2886 nucleotides long. It is a transcript of the gene bhlhe40, whose product is annotated as basic helix-loop-helix family, member e40. The record is from RefSeq and is a predicted model, not a curated record. Gene Ontology annotation, molecular function: protein dimerization activity; DNA-binding transcription factor activity, RNA polymerase II-specific; RNA polymerase II cis-regulatory region sequence-specific DNA binding. The transcript has 5 exons. Lineage: Eukaryota; Metazoa; Chordata; Actinopteri; Pleuronectiformes; Pleuronectidae. Gene Ontology annotation, biological process: anterior/posterior pattern specification; circadian regulation of gene expression; regulation of neurogenesis. Bases 383 to 1609 code for a protein of 408 amino acids. Gene Ontology annotation, cellular component: nucleus.